GCCAUGUCGGCCCGCCAGAACCCUGGAAAGUGGACCAAAAGCCGCUUGAAGCCCGUCGCCGACUCCCUGGAGGCAGUGGGGUUCGUGUCUAAAGGCGAUCGCAAACUACUAGACCACAAAGCCCAAAUCGACUACUAUGAGAAGAUAAAAGAGCGGUACGUGCGAUUCGGCGCGUUAUACAAAGACAACCUGGAGGCCGCCUGGGCGUCCCUCCCCACCAGCGCGUCCGGCGACGCAACCAAGAAUCCCCCAGCAUCUGUACCCCACGGUCAACCGGCGGGGACUCGUGGGCCCUCCGCAUCCGCCGAACUAUCGACCCUCCUGCUUUCCCUCCGCAAGCUUCGAGAGGCUGUUCUGGCCACCGCCUCCACAACACCCAUCUCCUUCUCCCAGCAUGUCCAUAUUUUCUCUGUCCGACUCUCUGUCAAAGCCAAGCAUCCGCCGUCGUAUUUCCCCUCUCUCAGGUACCUCGUUGACAGGCUGCAUUCGCCGGCGCAUCCAUUGGCGGAGUCAGAGCUGAAGGAGCUCCUCUCGUAUCUCAUUCUCGACUAUGCCUGUCGGCAGGAAGACCUGGUGGCAGCGUUCGAGCUGCGCGCGCGGGCGCGUCGCCAAUACGCCUUCCAGUCGCAGACGGUCGACCGCGUCCUGAACGCCCUGGCGCAUGACAACUGGGUAGUCUUCUGGCAGGUCCGCAAGGAGGUGACCUCGGAACUGCGGUCAGUGAUUGAUUGGGCGGAGGAUCGCGUGCGGAGACACGCGCUCAAGGCCGUCGGCGGUGCCUAUCUUAGCGUCCAUGUGACAUGGAUCACCGAGGGCUGCACGGGCGACGGGUCCUGGACGUGGGAGAAAUUGGUGGAGAGGGAGAAGGUCGGUUGGUCGCGAGAAGGCGACAUGGUCAUUAUAAAACGGCCGAAGCGAAAACCGGCGCAGAAUCUCACCCCGAUCAAGGAAUCUUGACGGCAUCCAUUCUUUUGAGCAUUAUACUUGGCGCGCUAGGCGUUGGGAAGGCGGCGUUCAUUCAGGGAUAGAGGGAGCAAGAUGCUAGCAAAGCAUUGUAUCUUUAUUGGCCUCUUAUCAUCAAAAUUACAUC
This is a messenger RNA of Aspergillus candidus, 1090 nucleotides long. RefSeq lists its product as uncharacterized. NCBI's taxonomy places the organism in Eukaryota, Fungi, Ascomycota, Eurotiomycetes, Eurotiales, Aspergillaceae. The record is from RefSeq and is a predicted model, not a curated record. The transcript has 2 exons. Bases 4 to 957 code for a protein of 317 amino acids.